AAACGUUGAUAAACAUAGUAUCCUGCAUUUUGUAGAUAAAGCCAUUCAAAAGAAAAUAAACGAUAUGGAAAUUGUCUAUUAAAUUCUUAUAAGAAAUACUAAUAUGCGUAUUCUUUCCAGAUGAACACAUACAUAACUCCUUAUAACGUUUAAAAGGAAGUAAGAAGGAAAAGAAAAGGAAAAAACAUGUAGUAAAAAAUACAUUCUACAUGUGUACCUAUAUACAUUUCUAAUCCAAUGGAAAUUCCAACAAAAUCAUUUUUGCUAUCCAGAGGGCUGGACGAUUAAAGAAAGUGGAAACUCAACGAAAAAGAUCAACUUGACUAGAUACUCUUUGUCUUUUUGAAACUUCAUAACUAUUGUUCAUUUAGUUGUUGAUAGGAAGGUUACUGCUAUAUCUUCAGUAGCAUCAGAAUUAAAUGUCGUACUUCAUGGGAGAACCAUUUGAUGCAUAAACCAUUCGCAUCAAGUAGAACCAAAGGAAGACGCGGAUAUUAUUUAUUUUUUAUAGUAUAAUCUUUACGGCAGUAGCUGGUCGUUAUUAUAAGAGUACUAAGAAGCAAUUCAUAGAGAUGCGAAUGUCUGUGAUAUCAUGGAACUUUACGAAAUCAUCCUAAUCUUAUUUUAGUUUUUACAAAAUAAGUGUAACCUGUUAAAAAAAGUAUCGAAACUUCCCAUCUACUGCCUGCUGUCAGAGUGAUGAGUUUCACCUUCCGCGAACCACGAAUCGGCUGGUGUAUACGAAAGCCCCGUUUGUGUUAGAUUUUACGAUGAAUUCAUCAUGGAAUCCUUCUUUACUUCCUAAAACACCUCUUCCAGCCGGCCUUUUGCCUCCCGGCUAUAACUUUGAAGUCGAGAAGUUCAAUGUUACUGUAGUACGAUACAUCGCUGAAGGUGGUUUUUCACAUGUCUAUCUCGUAAAGGUGCGCGCGCCUGGCGUGGCUCCUUACGAAGCUGUGUUGAAACGGAUAUUCGCUGUAGAUGCUCUUGCUCUUAAGGCUGUCUAUGAAGAAGUGAAUACAAUGAAAUUGGUUUCAAAUGACAAACGAUGUGUUUCUUACUACGGAUCUGAAUUCUUCUCUGCUGGAAAGAGUCAGUUCGAAUCCCUUGUAUUAUUAGAAUACUGUUCUGGCGGUGGGUUAAUUGAUUUUAUGAAUAGUAGAUUGCAAAUUCGAUUAAGCGAGUCAGAAAUAUUAAAAAUUGCUUCUCAUGUUACUGAAGCGGUGGCUUCAAUGCAUUAUCUCCGUCCUCCGUUAAUACACAGAGAUUUAAAAAUUGAAAAUGUCUUAUUGGCAGCCCCUAAUUUUUAUAAGCUUUGUGAUUUUGGCAGUGCUUGUCAUCCAAUACCGAGUCCGAAAACACCAGCUGAAAUUCAACAAGUCGAAUAUAAUAUCGAAAAGUAUACAACCUGGCAAUACAGAUGUCCUGAAAUGCUUGAUCUACGUCGGGGUUUUGGAAUUGAUGAGAAAAGUGAUAUAUGGGCUUUGGGUAUUCUGUUUUAUAAAUUAUGCUAUUAUACUACUCCUUUUGAACAACAAGGUCCUCUUGCAAUUUUGAACGUGAACUACAUGUUCCCUCCUUUGCCUUCUUACUCUAGUCGCCUAAAACGCUUGAUAUCUGCUUUGCUGCAACCUAAUCCAUGGCAGAGGCCAAACAUUUAUCAAACGUUGGCUGAGAUUUGCAAUAUGCAGAAUAUACCUGUGCCUAUAAAAGAUAUCUACGGAGGGAAGAAUUCGUCAAACUGCAAUCCUUCAGGUUCUGAAUAUCUACAAAUGAUUUCGAACACACAAAGUAGUAGAUUGCAUCCUAGUCAGUCAAAUGGAGCGAUACAUACGAACCUACUGCACACACCACAUCAAGGUGUCCCCGUUGGCGCUGUCCCAAUGUCUUCUAAUUUGGGACCUGAUCCGGGGAAGCCACCUUUUGCUUUGACAAAGCCGAUGCAGCAUGGCUCAUCUGCAAUUAGUGCUUCAUCUAGACCUUUCCAACCCGCUUUUGGUAAGAAUGUUUCAUCCCCUCAUUAUAAUAAAGAUGCACAGCCAUCAGCUGCAAAGACAAAAACGCAGGAACUGACUAAGAUUAAAGCUGCUAAUCCUCCUAAAUCGACUUUGGAUAUAGCAGAUAAUGUCUUUUCUUCCACAUCCCGUAAUCCAACAGGAAAAGAACAAAGGGACUUAGACAAACUAACGUCGGCGGACACGGUUACGGCUCAAAAGUCUUCUGGGUCGGCGUCUUCACUACCGGUAUUAACAACACCUAGAUCCGACUCUCCAAACAAGGUCAAUUCACUUAUUAGUAAAUGGAAUAAUGCAGCACGCCCACAAUCUUUACCAAAUUUAGGAAACCGUCGGUCUGUACCACAGGUUCCUCGUAAACCUAAUUAUUUAAGUGGAAAUACUCAAUCUUCAAUGAGUUCGCCGACCCCGCGCGCUUCUAUAUCAGUAAACCACAUCACUAAACCCGAAAAACCAAGCAAGCCAUCUUUUGAAUCGAAUACUGAAUUGCGAAAUAAGGAUGCUCAUCUGGACUCGCCAAUUGAGUCUGACAAGUUCGUUGAGUCUCUGAGAAAUGAAAAAGAAAGCGAUCCGCCAUUUGUAAGUAUUGCAGACAGAAUGAAUCAAUUGCUAUCAGGAAAAGAAUAUCAAAAGACAUCCGUCGAAGGAUAUGGGAGGUACAUGGAUCGCAGUGCAAUCACUAAAUAAUGAAUUUUGUCAUGAUUUUUUAUUAGAAAGGAAAGAAAUAAAUAUAUUGUCAAUGUUUUAUGAAUAAAAUGUUUUUUAUUUUA
Molecule: messenger RNA, 2785 nt
Organism: Schizosaccharomyces octosporus yFS286
Lineage: Eukaryota; Fungi; Ascomycota; Schizosaccharomycetes; Schizosaccharomycetales; Schizosaccharomycetaceae
Product: NAK protein kinase Ppk38
Exons: 4
Coding region: 771-2702 (643 amino acids)
Biological process (GO): actin filament organization; peptidyl-threonine phosphorylation; protein autophosphorylation
Cellular component (GO): cytoplasm
Molecular function (GO): protein serine/threonine kinase activity; ATP binding
Source: RefSeq, a predicted model, not a curated record